This is a messenger RNA of Lemur catta (Ring-tailed lemur), 3019 nucleotides long. RefSeq names its product arginyl aminopeptidase like 1 (gene RNPEPL1). The coding region runs from base 56 to 2230 and encodes 724 amino acids. The transcript has 11 exons. NCBI's taxonomy places the organism in Eukaryota, Metazoa, Chordata, Mammalia, Primates, Lemuridae. The record is from RefSeq and is a predicted model, not a curated record. Gene Ontology annotation, biological process: proteolysis. Gene Ontology annotation, molecular function: metalloaminopeptidase activity; zinc ion binding.
CGCUCCCCGCGGCCGGCGCGGCCGCCGCCCAUGGAUUUCACCUAGCGCCGCGGCCAUGGCCGCGCAGUGCUGCUGCCGCAAGGCGCCCGGCGCCGAGGCCGCGCCCGCCCGCCCGCCGCCCGAGCCGCCGCCCGCCCUGGACGUGGCCUCGGCCUCCAGCGCACAGCUCUUCCGCCUCCGCCACCUGCAGCUGGGCCUGGAGCUGCGGCCCGAGGCGCGCGAGCUGGCCGGCUGCCUGGUGCUCGAGCUGUGCGCGCUGCGGCCCGCGCCCCGCGCGCUCGUGCUCGACGCGCACCCGGCCCUGCGCCUGCACUCGGCCGCCUUCCGUCGCGCCCCCGCCGCCGCCGAGACGCCCUGCGCCUUCGCCUUCCCCGCCCCCGGGCCCGGACCCGGGCCCGCGCCGCCACCCCCGCUGCCCGCCUUCCCCGAGGGGCCCGGCGCCGAGCCCGACUGCUGCCCGCUGGCCUUCAGGGUGGACCCGUUCACCGACUACGGCUCCUCGCUCACGGUCACGCUGCCGCCCGAGCUGCAGGCGCACCAGCCCUUCCAGGUCAUCCUGCGCUACACCUCGACCGACGCCCCCGCCAUCUGGUGGCUGGAGCCGGAGCUGACCUACGGCUGUGCCAAGCCCUUCGUCUUCACCCAGGGCCACUCCGUGUGCAACCGGUCCUUCUUCCCCUGCUUCGACACACCCGCCGUGAAGUGUACCUACUCAGCGGUGGUCAAGGCCCCGUCGGGGGUGCAGGUGCUGAUGAGCGCCACGCAGAGCUCAUACGUGGAGGAGGAGGGCGUCUUCCGCUUCCACAUGGAGCACCCCGUGCCCGCCUACCUCGUGGCCCUGGUGGCCGGAGACCUCAAGCCAGCAGACAUCGGGCCCAGGAGCCGUGUGUGGGCCGAGCCAUGCCUCCUGCCCACGGCCACCAGCAAGCUGUCCGGCGCAGUGGAGCAGUGGCUGAGCGCCGCGGAGCGGCUGUACGGGCCCUACAUGUGGGGCAGGUACGACAUCGUCUUCCUGCCACCCUCCUUCCCCAUCGUGGCCAUGGAGAACCCCUGCCUCACCUUCAUCAUCUCCUCCAUCCUGGAGAGUGACGAGUUCCUCGUCAUCGACGUCAUCCACGAGGUGGCCCACAGCUGGUUCGGCAACGCCGUCACCAACGCCACGUGGGAGGAGAUGUGGCUGAGCGAGGGCCUGGCCACCUACGCCCAGCGCCGCAUCACCACCGAGACCUACGGUGCUGCCUUCACCUGCCUGGAGACGGCCUUCCGCCUGGACGCCCUGCACAGGCAGAUGAAGCUUCUCGGAGAAGACAGCCCGGUCAGCAAGCUGCAGGUCAAGCUGGAGCCAGGAGUGAAUCCCAGCCACCUGAUGAACCUGUUCACCUACGAGAAGGGCUACUGCUUUGUGUACUACCUGUCCCAGCUCUGUGGAGACCCGCAGCGCUUUGACGACUUUCUCCGAGCCUACGUGGAGAAGUUCAAGUUCACCAGCGUGGUGGCCCAGGACCUGCUGGACUCCUUCCUGAGCUUUUUCCCGGAGCUGAAGGAGCAGAGCGUGGACUCCCGGGCAGGGCUGGAGUUCGAGCGAUGGCUCAACGCGACGGGCCCCCCGCUGGCUGAGCCGGACCUGUCUCAGGGAUCUAGCCUGACGCGGCCGGUGGAGGCCCUGUUCCAGCUGUGGACGGCCGAGCCCCUGGACCAGGCCGCCGCCUCGGCCAGCGCCGUCGACAUCUCCAAGUGGAGGACCUUCCAGACGGCUCUCUUCCUGGACCGGCUGCUGGACGGGUCCCCCCUGCCCCAGGAGGUGGUCACCAGCCUGUCCAAGUGCUACUCCUCCCUGCUGGACUCCAUGAACGCAGAGAUCCGCAUCCGCUGGCUGCAGAUCGUGGUCCGCAACGACUACUACCCCGACCUCCACAGGGUGCGGCGCUUCCUGGAGAGCCAGAUGUCGCGCAUGUAUACCAUCCCGCUGUACGAGGACCUGUGCACCGGGGCCCUCAAGUCCUUCGCGCUGGAGGUCUUCUACCAGACGCAGGGCCGGCUGCACCCCAACCUGCGCAGAGCCAUCCAGCAGAUCCUGUCCCAGGGCCUGGGCCCCAGCGCGGAGCCCAGCGCGGAGCCGGGCGGGGCCCCAGCGGACACAGACGCGGACUCAGACUCACCGGCCCUGCUGCUCGGGGACGAGGCCCCCAGCAGCGCCAUCUCUCUCAGGGACGUCAACGUGUCUGCCUAGCCCGGUGGGGCUGACCCUCGACCUCCCAGACACCACGAUUGUGCCUUCUGUGUCCGGGCCCGCCAUGACUGCGCCUCAGCUCUGGCCAUGAGCUCUGCCCGGCCGUGAGCCCCACCCGUGGGCUCUCGCAGGGCUGGGAGCCUCGGGGAGGGGCCUCGGCGUCCAGCAGAGGCCCCUGUUCCUCGGCCCACCCCUCCCAGCUCUCUUGCACUGCAGCCCCGGGCGGCCGCACACACCACGCCUCCUGUCUCAGCACUGACAGCCAUGCCCAGCCCCAGACGCCAGCCCCUGCCGGGCACUGCCUCCGGGGGCAACGGCCCCAGCAGUGCCACGGCGGACACCACAACUGUGCCUUAUGUGUGCCGGGAGGCCCCGGCUGUGCUGUCCCUGCAGCCUCUUCACAGGGCCCUGAGCCAUCCCUUCCCUGCAGAGCCUGAACCUCGCCCCUGGGGCCGGCAGCCUCAGCGGGUUCCUGGAAGCGGGACAAGGACACAGACAUUCCCUCGGUGCGGGGGCAGGGGUCACAGGGAGAGGAUGGAUGUCCCUGGGGAGGGUCCCCCAGCCCACAGAAAGCCUUAGCCCCUCAGAGAGCAUGGGGCCUCGGGACCCAGGAGGAGUGUGGGGACAGGAAAGCGGGCUGGGGGCAGCACAGCAAUACCCCAGGGACAGGCAGGGGUGUCGGUGCUCCUGGGCACCUGCUGGGAGAGGCAGCCAGGGCCGGCAUCUCCAGCCUGGGACUGCUGGGAUGGGGCGUCAGGGAGAUUGUCCCAUUAAACCUCUGCUCGGCAA